Megalobrama amblycephala (Wuchang bream) is the source of this 4162-nucleotide messenger RNA. RefSeq names its product protein tyrosine phosphatase domain containing 1a (gene ptpdc1a). The coding region runs from base 869 to 3109 and encodes 746 amino acids. The transcript has 9 exons. The record is from RefSeq and is a predicted model, not a curated record. Gene Ontology annotation, molecular function: protein tyrosine/serine/threonine phosphatase activity. Gene Ontology annotation, biological process: protein dephosphorylation; cilium assembly. NCBI's taxonomy places the organism in Eukaryota, Metazoa, Chordata, Actinopteri, Cypriniformes, Xenocyprididae.
UAUAUCACAAUAAUACAGUUUUUACUGCAUUUUUUAUCAAAUAAAUACAGCCUUUGUGAGUAAAAAAGAGACUUUUUUUAAAUACAUUAACCUUUGAACGGCAGAGUACAAAAAUAUUUUUUUGCCAUGAAGGGUAGUAACGGGUAACAAAAUGGCUACAUUAACAUAUAUAGACUGGUGCAGACAUCAUAAAGUCUUAUUUUUCAUGACUCAUUCAAUCUUGAUGGACUCCUUUAAAUACAGAGAUAAUGCAUCUCCUUUUAAUCUUUCUGAAUUCAAGUGGUUUAGGUGAGAAAGGCCACUCUAAUGGCCAUGCUAACAAGAACUUCAGACUCAUUUCCAUUAUUUCAUAAGCCUUUUCAAAUGCAGAGGAGACUGACGUAUGAUGAAACUACUUUUCUUUUAUGUAGUAUUCAGUUUUUGUGCUCUGAGUUACAUAAAGUCUUUGUAUUCACUGCAGCAGAUGGAAUGCAUUAGUUGAAAAGGUGUAAUUUCAGCCCCAUUUUGUUGAAAUGCAUGCACGGUUACACAACCAGAGCUGUCUUUAUCAUUUCCAUAAAACACAUCAUCCUGUUUCUCAUCCACCUGAGACAAAACACACAAGCUUCUGCACAGCCUCCCACUGACUUCGGACUUGGUCACCAUGGAGAUCCCCUUCAAGUGCAACUAAACAGGUUGGAUUGUAUUGGUCUCUUAUGCACCUUUUGUGCAGCUAGGUGAUUGUUUAGCGAUGAUUCACUGCUCUGGGGUCAACGCUUAGUUUGUUCAGGCUGUGCUAAAUGUAGUGUCGUCGGUGCAUUAGACAAGAGACAUGCAGAGACGGACUUGCUCUUCCCUGGUUGACAAGAUCUUCAUGGGUUUUUGAAAGAUGCGUCGGCACUCUGCUUCAGAGAUCUUGCUGAAGGUCCUAAGGAAGAGGCGUAGCUCAGCUGUGGAAGUUCUGACUUCCUCUUCACAGAGGGUUAUUGUGGCACUUAGCAUGUCUGAGGCGCAGAUUGACAUCACAGGCUGUGGAUUGAAUGUCAGAGUACCGACUGCAAAGUACACCAAGGUGGGCGAGACUUUGAGGCAUGUCAUCCCAGGACAUAUGCAGUGCUCCAUGGCAUGUGGCGGUCGAGCAUGCAAAUACGAAAACCCUUCUCGCUGGAGCGACAAAGAGCAAGCCAUCAAAGGACUGUACUCCUCCUGGAUAACUGAUAACCUGUUAGCCAUGGCACGACCUUCAACUGAAAUCAUGGAAAAAUUCAACAUCAUCGAACAGUUUCAUAUGUGUGGCUUAAAGACGGUAAUCAACCUGCAGCGUCCAGGGGAGCACGCCAGCUGUGGCAGCACUCUGGAGCCAGAGAGCAGUUUCACCUAUCGCCCUGAGGUUUUCAUGGAGGCAGGGAUUUAUUUUUACAACUUUGGCUGGAAGGACUAUGGCGUGGCAUCCUUGACCACUAUUCUUGACAUGGUGAAGGUGAUGUCAUUUGCCAUGCAAGAGGGUAAAAUUGCUGUCCACUGCCAUGCUGGACUUGGCAGAACAGGUGUCUUAAUAGCGUGCUUCUUAGUAUUCACAUCCCGGAUGAGCGCAGAUCAAGCCAUUUUGUUUGUUAGAGCUAAACGUCCAAAUUCCAUCCAGACUCGUGGCCAACUGUUAUGUGUGAGAGAGUUCGCCCAGUUCCUUGUGCCACUGCGGAGUGUAUUCUCGUGUGCCGAGCCCAAAGCUCACGCAGUCACGUUGUCUCAGUACCUGACUCGACAAAGGCACCUGCUGCACGGCUAUGAAGCACGACACAUGAAGAACAUGCCAAAGAUCAUACACCUGGUCUGCAGGCUCCUACUGGACAUAGCAGAGAACCGGAAAACGGUGGAAGAAGAGGUGUUGGACAUCCCAGACCUCACGGAGGAAGUGGAGAAGACGGUCUCGCUGCAAGCCCUUCAGCAGUUAGGGAAGGAGAUGAGGGGGAAAGGGAUUCCCAUAUCCUCACCUCGCUCUCCUGACCAACCCAGCUUGCUUCUUAAAGGAACGCAGAGUGAUCCACCUCAUGACCGGCCACUCUGUAGCGACCAGGAGUUUGAUGUUCUUUGGAGAUGGCCGACGGUAGACAAUACCUACAAGUCUCAGCUCAUCUUGAGAAAAUGUCUUAGCUAUAGCGACUCAGCCUUGCACAAACUGGACCCAAGGGUACAGUUAUUACAAAGUCCCCAGAAUGCUCUUGGCAGCAAAUCUGGGUUAAAUUUUACCGAACUUUAUUCGUCGCAGAGCAGAUUAGAUACACAAACCCCUGACCUUCUGCCAUCCCUGUUGACAUCUGAAGUCAACAACAGUCCCAAACAUGGCUCUUUAACUGGUUCCUGUAGCUCCCUGGUACAAUCCAAAAAUGUUGAAGGCAAUGUAUCCUGCUCUCCUGUCUCCGUAAAACGGGUACCUCUGAAGGAAGCAAAGCGCAGCAUGUCUUACGGCUUUCUAGGGAGGACCAGUGACAACAGUGUGUUUUUGACACGUCAAGGCGUCAAAAGUCACCUCAGCCCUAAUGAAAACACAACCUCUGAUGUCACACAACAAUUCACAGAUGUUCCUAUUUUAAUGCUUCAGAGUGAACUCUCACCUGAGACUCGUCAUCUGUUUGUGGCCAAAGCUCUCACGAUGGACAUUGAUGGAGAGGAACUCAGGAGCACAGUCUCAACGUGGCAGACAGAGCUGAACUCCCGUGAAGGUGCAUGGGAGAGGUUGUGCACCGAAAGAGAUCCUGUUGUGCUCUCCACACUCAUGUGGUCUUGGCUAGAGCAACUAAAGGAGCCAAUCAUCACAAAAGAGGAUGUGGAGACUUUGGCUGGAAACCGAUUCAAUCCCCAAGAUACUCUUAAUUCACUCGACAAGGGACAAAAACAAACUCUUCUGUGUAUUCUUGAUUGCGCUGCUCAUUUUCUUAAAAUACCAGAGGAGGUUGAGAAUGCCUUUCUUGAACGCACAAUCAAAGCAUUUACUUGGAUUUCCUCAGAUUCAGAGAAUGGGCAGUUAAUCUAUAAGACUCUGAAAGAUGUCAUGAUCCCCGUCCUCAAUGAUAUGAGGACAAAAGCAAUGGAAGAGCUUGAGCUGACCUGCCACUGUACCAUCUUACCCUGAUCAAGAUGGUGAGACACUGGAUGUGGAAACUGAAAUCUGGAGUCUGCACUAUAAUUUUGAACGAAAAAGAAACAAACAAACAGGUUUAGUGUUUUUUUUUUCUGUUUUCAGUGGUGUCCUUGCCAUGAUUACUUAUACAAAUAAUGUAUUUUAACAUAUUUUAUUUGUGAGAGAACAAUAAUUACUGCCAUACAUGUAUGUGCCACAAGGUUUUGUUAGGCUAUUUUUCUAAUUUUGUUCCUUAAUAGUUUAUUUUUUGGUACACAAUAUUUAUUAGCAAACUGAGGGAACUAUUUAUUAAUAAGUAUGUCAUGUAUUUAUUUUUACAUUUUUGUUUGGCUCUAACGAACUGAGAAUUCUCAUGAAAAUGUGUUUUGUCAUAUCAUACUGUUUGAAGAGAUAGAUGUUAGAUGUUCCUCAUUAUUGACUAAACCAAAAUAACAUCACUGUGCAACAUGUCUCAUUUUAUGACACAGUCUUUAAUACUUUUAUUGAAUGAAGCAAAUUGCCAGAUUUUGCUGAUUUUUGCCUUUGCAAUUUUAAAGGUUUGUAUUUAAGGUACAAUAGAGGACAACUGAAUGCUUUCAUUCAUAGUGCAACAGUUUAUAUUAUGAAUGGCUCAGCAUGGCCUUGAUCACACUUUUGAAAAAUACUGCCCUGUAGACAGACUUUUGCAGGAUGCUCUUUAACUUUUAUUGGCAUUAUUUAUAACCAAGCUGCUUCUUUUAAUGAACUUAGAACAAAAAAAAAUCAAAAGGAAUAUGUACUAAUGUGUUUGUCAUGUGGUGUUUUAGUACUAGAUAACACUGUGGUGUUAAAACUGACCUCAUUUGUCAUCUAAAAUGCUAUCAUUGUCUUGUUACUUGUACUUUUUUAAGUAAAUAUCAUGUAGCCAGCAGAAUACACGUUUAUUCAUUCAUGUGGAAGAAUUGUGAGUCCGAUAAUUCUUGUCUGAUUCCUAAAGACAGAUUAUUGUGGAUUUUUCCUAAGAAUUAUAUAUUUUUUAUUUAUUACAUUUUCAUUCAAGUCUAUAAAAUAAAGAUCUCAAUGUUA